Raphanus sativus (radish) is the source of this 2368-nucleotide messenger RNA. RefSeq lists its product as uncharacterized. The record is from RefSeq and is a predicted model, not a curated record. Bases 39 to 2189 code for a protein of 716 amino acids. The transcript has a single exon. Lineage: Eukaryota; Viridiplantae; Streptophyta; Magnoliopsida; Brassicales; Brassicaceae.
AGAUAUCAUCUCCAUCUUGUGGCAACAACGAACCGGCCAUGAAUAUUACUCCGUUUAUACUCUUGGCCUCACUUCUGCUUCCGCUUUACGCAUCAUCGGCGGAAGAACAUCAGAACUCAAACGCCAACAACAACGGUGGAGACACCAUCGUGUUCACCACACUAGGACGAUCCCGCUACGAAUUCGACAUAUUCUCCCUCUCCACCACCCAUCCGCCUUCUCCCUCCGGAGAGCUUCGGAUAACCGACGGCGAAUCGGUGAACUUCAACGGCUACUUCCCGUCUCCUUCUCCUGCUCUCAUCUCUCUACUCCCCGACGACGGCGCAGCCCUAAUACAACCUGGAGACGACUCGUCUCCUCCUCCUCUCCAUCUCAUCUACGCCACCGAGAGAAACGGUACUUCCAGCAUCUACUACGAUCUAGUUCACAGCGGAGGUUCUGAUUCUAGAGGGAAACGACGAUCGAUGUUAGAAUCACCGUCUCGACGAGUCCAGAUCCCGUUGCUAUCCAACGCCGAUCAUAACCAUCGGAGUGGCAAUACGGUAAAUUCGUUCAAAGAUAAACCUAGUUUGAGCGGGGAGUUUCUCGUAUACGUGUCCACGCACGAGGACUCACGUGAGCCGAGGACUAGCUGGACUGCUGUUUACUCCACCGAGCUGAGAACCGGUUCGACUCGGCGUCUGACGCCGAGUGGAAUCGCCGAUUUCAGCCCCGCGGUGUCGCCUUCCGGAAACUGGACCGCAGUGGCUUCGUACGGAGAGAGAGGAUGGACAGGGGAAGUCGAGGAGCUCAGCACGGACAUCUACGUGUUCUCGACUCGCGACGGCCAUCGCCGUGUCAAGGUCGUGGAGCACGGCGGUUGGCCGUGCUGGGUGGAUGAUUCGACUCUGUAUUUUCAUAGAAGGAGCGACGACGGAUGGAUCAGCGUUUUCCGAGCGGUUUUGCCUGAGAGUGGAGCGUUGAGUGUAGAGUCAGUGAACGUUCAGCGAGUUACCCCGCCUGGAGUUCACGCUUUUACACCUGCCACGUCACCGAACAACCAUGAGUUCAUAGCUGUUGCGACGAGGAGACCGGGGAGUGAUUACCGCCACGUGGAGCUGUUUGAUCUCAAGAGGAGGGAGUUUAGAGAGUUGACUCGUUUGGUGGCGCCGGAGAGUCACCAUCUGAACCCGUUCCUCUCCCCUGACGGGUCAAGAGUCGGUUACCAUAGCUGCAGAGGACAGCGUAAUGGAUACAGAAGUUCUCUGCUUUUUCUCGAGAACAUACAGACCACAACGAGUGAUCUCUCUCUGUUCAGAAUCGACGGUUCGUUUCCUUCGUUCUCUCCCGCGGGUGAUAGGAUCGCGUACGUGAGGAUGCCUGGCGUGUAUGUGGUGAACCCCGAUGGUUCGGGGCAGCGUGAAGUGUACGAUGGGAUGGCGUUUUCCACGGCUUGGGAUCCGGUUAGACCGGGGAGGGUGUACACUAGCUCAGGUCCGACGUUUGCUACAGAGAGAACAGAGGUUGAUAUCAUCUCCAUCGACGUUGAUGCGGUGGACAAGUCUUCUUCGGUGAGAAGGCUGACGACAAACGGGAAGAACAAUGCAUUCCCUUGGCCGUCUCCCGACGGGAAGCUGAUCGUGUUUCGUUCGGGGCGGUCCGGUCACAAAAACCUCUACUUGAUGGAUGCUGAGAAAGGAGAAACCGGUGGUCUUUGGAAGUUAACGGAAGGUGCGUGGACAGACACUAUGUGCAGCUGGUCACCUGAUGGGGAAUGGAUCGCGUUUGCGUCGGAUAGAGAAAGCCCUGGCUCGGGAAGCUACGAGCUGUUCUUGAUCCACCCGGACGGAACAGGGUUAAGGAAACUGAUACAGAGCGGCACUGGUGGGAGAACGAACCAUCCGAUCUUUAGUCCCGACAGUAAAAGCAUUGUCUUUACAUCUGAUUACGCUGGGAUAUCAGCUGAACCGAUCUCGAACCCUCAUCAUUACCAACCGUAUGGUGAUAUCUUCACGGUGAAACUGGAUGGGUCUAACUUAAGAAGACUGACGCAUAACUCAUAUGAAGAUGGGACUCCUGCGUGGGCUCCUCGGUUCAUCAGCCCAAGUGACGUGGUGUUGCGCAGGAAGAAUGAUUCGAGUUGCUCAUUCGAAGACUGUCACUGGCUCAAUAAGAACCCGACACUAAAAGGCAGCAAAAUCUCAUGUUAAUAUGUGUAUGAUUAGUUGAUUACACUACCAUUUGAGUAUAUCCUUUGUCAUAAAUAUGUUACUGCUCUCCCUGUAAGAUGUAUUCCAGCUUGUGGAACUCAUAGUUAUAGACUUGUACGAGAGACUGUCGAUGUAUAUGCAUAUCAUAUUGAAUAAUACUGUGUGAUAUAUAUGCACAA